This is a messenger RNA of Astyanax mexicanus (Mexican tetra), 6902 nucleotides long. RefSeq names its product POF1B actin binding protein (gene pof1b). NCBI's taxonomy places the organism in Eukaryota, Metazoa, Chordata, Actinopteri, Characiformes, Acestrorhamphidae. The coding region runs from base 171 to 1775 and encodes 534 amino acids. The record is from RefSeq and is a predicted model, not a curated record. Gene Ontology annotation, biological process: actin filament organization; bicellular tight junction assembly; epithelial cell morphogenesis. Gene Ontology annotation, molecular function: actin filament binding. The transcript is spliced from 13 exons. Gene Ontology annotation, cellular component: bicellular tight junction; actin filament; adherens junction.
GAGAGGCUCAGUUUCGGUGUUUGAGCUUCUAUUCUGACGAAGCUUCUGUCGUUUAACGCGCGUUUAACCAGCUUUAAAACAGUUUUUCACGCGUUUUCUCUUUUUUAACUGAACCACUCCAUGACCCCGUAACUCCCUCGGUCUGCUGUGGAGUAAACUUUAGUCUGAAGAUGACUCUUCCCACGACGCACAGCACCGCGACCCUGCGGACCGUCAACCUCUCCUCGGAGCAGCCCGUGACCGCGAUGCUCUCUCCCGGCCAGUUCAGCCUGAACGGAACCUCCACCAUGCGGGCGGUCAGCGUGGCCGGAGCCCCGCUACAGUCCGUCCAGUCCCUGCAGUCCGUACAGUACGUGAACGGCGGGAUGGACGGGAACCUGCUGCAGGGGAACCUGCGGUACCUGGUGCCGGUCCAGCGCGCCCAAGAGUCCUACGUGCUGAUCAACCAGGCGCCGCAGAUGCUGAACCCGGUUUACCUGCAGAACGUCCAGAACGUUCAGAACCUGCAGCGGCUCAGCGUCAGCAGCGUGGACGACACCGAGACCUACCAGCAGACCAAUGUCAAUGGGCGAGCUUCAUCUGUGUUCAGCCAAACAUCAAGCCCAACCAAGAGUCCUGAGCCUCCAGAGCCGGAGGUGGUGGAGACCAGCUCUGUGCGUUCAGAGAUUGUGAAUGUGGAUUUGAAGAAUCAUCUGAGAAGUGAGGUGAGGACUGAAGUGGUGGAGCCCGAGCCGCUGGCCAAACUGGACACACGCUUCUUCGGCGAGCUGCUGGCUGAAAUCUACCGCAAGAACUGUAACAUUCACAGCUGCAUCUCUGAACACGUGUCCAAAAUCCGUGGACGAAAACACCUGCUUGACCCCACCAUUGAUUACAAGGUGGAGAAAGAAGAGAUAGAGGCCCUCAUUCCCAAAGGCUUAUCUGAACUGACCAAGCAGCAGAUCCGCUACCUCCUACAGACACGCAUGACGGCUGACAAGACCAUGCGUCUUCUUCUGGCCACCUUCAGCAGCCUGAGAGAAGAGUUGGUGCACUUGCAGGAGGAUUUGAGGCGGCUGGAAAGUGAAAAAGAGGGUCUGGAGAGGGACUUGAUGUUUAAAGCUGAGCAGGCACAACAGUACGACAGAUUACUGGAAGCAGUGCGAGAGAACAACCGACAACUGCAGAACUCCCUGAAAGAGACCAGCUCUAUCCAGCGCAAUUUGGAGACUCAGCUCAUGAGCACCCGCAGCAUAGACUCCAGUAAAGACUUCCGCAUGAAAGAGCUGGAGGGCAGCAAGAGGGCUCUUGAGCAGGAGAACGAGCUGCUGCGCAAGAAGUUGGAGGGUCAGUGUAGUACGUCCACUCUGAACACCAAGACACAGGAGCUGUCCAGACAUUACGAGCAGAUGCUGAGCACUCUGCGAGAGGAGAAGGACAAGGAACUGAAGAACAUGCGGUCUCAGCUGGUAAAGAUCCAGACAGAAUACAGUACAGAGCGUUCCAGUGAUAAGAGCCUGCAACUGCGGAUCACAGAGCUGCUGAGCACACUGGAGCAGCGCGAGUCUGUCAUCAAACGGCAGGAGGAGGAGAUCAGACGGCUCCAGCAGGAGAAGGUGGAGAGUUCCAAGAACGUCACCAAGACCAUAAUCACCAAACGAUACAGAAACCAGUACCCUAUACUGGGUCUGCUGAGUGAUGACUACCAGGUCACAUCGCCUGUCAAAGAGGCCAAGACCAUCGUCAUCGAGAGGACGGGAGAGAUGAUCAAACAGGAAAUCAUUACCACGCCCUAAAGAAAAUGCUUCUCUCUGACAGGAAUGAACACGAGGAAGAUCCAGAAGCCUCUCCCCUGCUUCCUAACCCUUCCCCUCUCCCUCCCUCCUUCCCUCCUUCCCUUCCCUCCCUCGCUUUCUCCCUUCUCCCUCCCCUGCAUGCUGUUCUUCCGGUUACUCCAGGGCUCUAUAUAGAGUGGUGGUGGUUCCAGCCUAAUUGUGGAGGAUGAGGUAAAAUGGGAGUCAAAGCAUCUAAAAGCACAGAGUAAUGGUGUGGAGGCCCACAUUUUUACAAGCAUUUAACAGCAUAUCAUGCUUAGAGGAGACAUUUGGAUUUGGGUGUAUUGCUGCUUCACGCUGAGGAAAGGGCUGUGCUGAUGCGUUGGCUUGCUUGACAUUGGCUAACCUGAGUUACCCUGCAUUCACACUAGCAGACGAAAUAUAGCAACAAGCAACCAGUCAUUUUCUAUGAGUGCAGUGGCAACAAGUGGCAACAAACUGCGACAGAGCGACAAAUCAAGAUCAAAUCUCACAGUACAGUAAACCAACUGUCCAUACAAAUACAAAGCUUAAAUACACAAGUUUUCCCAGAUUUGUCCAAAAGUUAGCAAUCUAGCAUGCCAUGAAUUAAAGCCUGUGCAUUGGAGGCAGAAAUUAGAUAUUAUCUAUAUUUAUCAUGAUAGGGAAUGUUUCAAUAUUUCUUUUCGAUAUCUCAUGAUCACUCAGAACCUGCCCAAAGGCCGCAUUGAACUGUCAGUAAAAUCACAGGUAUUUUGAGCUUCAUAACUGAAUAAAUGUUCAGUCAUGAAAAAUCGAGGAAUUUGAACAUAGCAAUUUCCAGUCAUGGAUACAUUUUGGAAAAAUAAAAACACCCAUAAAGUUUUGGGGAAGUCGUCUUUUUUUCUGUUUAUGGACUGAGAUAAAAAAAAAUUAGAAAAGCUGUUUUGGAUCUAAAAAAUAAGUACAGUCAAUUACAAUAAAUUACAGUCCAGUCAGGUGGCUCCAAGUGGUCCAGCGGGCUAAGCGCUGCCACCAUGUUAAGGAGAUCUCCAGUUCGAAUCCUGUUCAUGUAGCUUGCCUACCGUAGAGCACAAUUGGUCUUGCUCUCUCUGGGUGGGCAGAUGACUCUCUUUCCCCACAUCACGCCAAAAGGGUGAUGUCGAUCAGCACAUCAGCUUCUGUGAACUGAUGUAUCGGAACCGAGUCGCUGUGCUUUCCUCUGAGUGGGCUGUGAUGCAAUGGCAAUGGCUGACUACACAUAUAACUGACAACACCCUCCUGGUGUUGAGGCAUCAAUUCUGAUAGGGGGAGUGUAAAUGUGUAAAUUAGGAAGAAAAUGGGGUAAAAAGUAGAAAAAAGUCCCACCAUAUAAUCGCGUUUUACAUGAUGCAUCUUCGGACAUAUACAGGUAACAAAUGAGACAAACUUGGAGAGACGUAAGCGAUGUGUCUUCUGCCAAUGUGAACGCAGGGUUAGUGUGUCAUAUAGCUCAAUCAAAUUUUUCAAUUCCAAUCCAUCAAGUCCUUACUGAGCUAUAUAACGUUCUUGGUAGUGUUGAAACAGAUUUGGUGCACCUCGUCAUGCUUCGAGCCACCACAACCCUACCAGCCACUGGUCGGCACUACUGUAAGCAUGUAUGUAAGCACGGACAGUGCACUCUGUAACGUGACCGUGUCUGUACCUUGCUUCGGUAAGGAUCACGGUAAUCUGUCUUGGUUGCUUUCCUUUUUUUUACUGAUGUAUUUUAUUUUGUUCUUUCUGUUAAUUGACAACACUGCUGUAGGGGUGUAUAGGUAUAAGGUAGUGUAACCUGGUGAUGGGACAUUUGCAUUUUGCUAUGUAGCAACAGUGGUUGAAGUUGCAUGUGGCGAUGAAUUGACUAUCCUAUCACUAAAAUAAAAUAAUAAAAAAAUGGAUUACUGGGCUGAGGAAUGAGGGUAUUUAACAAUAUUUUAUUUUUUAACAACUGAAUUUUAUUGAAUGCCAUCUAAUCUUUUGGUUAAGGUGUCAUUAUUAUUUUUUUAUAUAGCAUCUGAGAAAUCUGGUUUAAUUCCUACCAAGAAAAGUUGGUAGCUAGAGUAACCUGCAUCUGUAACCAUCCAUCCAAUUGGAGACUUUGGGCAAAUUCACACCUGUAGUUUCUCUAGUCCAAGUCAGUUGAAUCAGUUGAUGAGUUUGUUUAUUUAGAGCAUUUUCUCCCUUGGUUUGGUUUGUUUUCACACAGGUACAAACCUAAAUGCACUAAACUAUGCCCCCCAAAAAACGUGAGCACAAUGUCUUCUCUGAUUGGGAGCAAGAAAGUAAAUAUAGCUCGAUCACAUUCACACAGAAUCACAUUCUCACCACAAACAAACUGCUUCAGCGUUAAUUUUGAACUAGACCCAGACCCAGUUCAUAUUGGCUUUAAGCUUAAAUUUAGUCUGUGGGAACUGGCAUGCAGUUCUCCAAGUUAAUAGUAUCUUUUAAAAUUCCCUGUUUUUUGACCUUCUCCACCAGUCCUACAUACUGCUUUUGGACAACUGUGUCACUCCUGGUGCAAAAAUUCAAGCACUUUAGUUUGGUUUGAUGGCUUGUGAUCAUCCAUCUUCCUCUUGAUUAUGUUCCAGAGGUUUUCAAUUUGGUAAAAUUAAAGAAACUCGUCAUUUGUAAAUGGUCACUUUUUGUUUUUUUCCAGAGCUGUAUAUUACACACAAGAUUCAUUAAAACAAUGAUUUUGGAUUUUAAGAGGGCUGCACGGUGCUGCAAUGCACGGCACAUCCAGUGUGAUAUCACCAUUAAGCUAAUAAAAUCAUGUGUAAAGCAGAUAUCUGGCAUAGUUUCUCAGAAUCCUCACUUAUUUAUAUUAAAGAGACUGUGGCUUUAGGUUUCAUAGUAUGUACUAUAGUUUUUUAUUCUGGAUCUAAAACAGGUUUACAUUAGUUUACUGAGAGCAGAAACCACUUAAUUAGAGGAGAUAUCAGGUCCUUGAAUGUUCACGACCUUCUGGUAUACCCGAUUUUUCAAUUUAUUCUUCAUAUGUAAAUCAAAAUGUGAAAUCAAAUAUGAUCAAGCAUGAUUUACUAAACACUUUCAAUUUGAUUAGAUUUUGCCUGCUUUGAAAAUGUCUGAUUUGGACGCAAAUAGUUUUAAUCAAAAAUAUUGUUUGGUGACGCGCAGUGAAUAUUGAUUGGUUGGUGUGGUGCAGUGGAUAACACCAGUACCAGACGGUAAACUACCACACCAUGAGGGAAACUACAAGUUGAUUCCCAGCCUGCGAGACUUUGCUGCUUUGCUACACCAGUAAGAAUCCUUGGACACUUCUAAGACUCCUCUAACACUACAUUGGCCCACUUCUGUAAUAUGAAUAACCAUAUUGUCCUUAUCUGAAAGUCACUUUGGACAAGAGCAUCAGCUAAAUGUAUCAAAGGGAAAUGUAAAUAUCAUAUUUCAUCCCCCACCUCCAACCUACAAUAACCCAUCACUGAUGAUAAAUGUCCAACCAGGGAUCCACUCAGAUACUGUUUUUUUAUUAUUAUUAUCGAAUGUGUCACGGUACAUAAAGAUGUUAAAAUGUUAUUUUUUUGAUGCACACUGAUUAAUAGCGCAUAUUUCAAUUGUUUUUCAUGUAAUAAAUGUACAGGGAGCUAUCGGAUGUGUGAAGCCUGGGGUAAAUGCAUUUUUUUUUUUGUUGGGGUGAUUGAUGUUCCUGUGUGAAACUCUCUGGUUGUAAAAGAGAGACGAGUGAAGAGAAGGAUUAGCACUGGUAUAAUGAGGAAGAUCACUACACUAAACACUACUUACUAACAACCUUUUAGCUAAAGCUGAAUUUGACCUGUGCUGAUGUUCUAGUGAUUUAACCCUUUCAGACCCUGCGUCAAUUACAAUGGACACCAUGUAAUUCCUUUUUUAAAUGUUUUGUUGCAUAAAUCAUAAAUCAGCCAGUGAAAGAGUAACUUAGCCCCGCCUACUGCACUGUACAAAAAAAGAAAUGUGCAAAUCAGUGAUUAGGGCAUGUCAGCACAACAGAACAAAUUCUAAAAAUUAUCGUGUUUAGAAAUAAACAUUUUAGUUAAAUACAUUUACUUUAAUAUAGAUUUUAUAUUAGAAUUAGGUCUGUCACAAUACAAUUUUUUGCAAACGAUAUGUUGUCCCAGAAUUUAUUGAGAUAAACGAUAUUGUAGACCUUUCAAGACUAUUAAAUGGCACUUAUAUAAUGACAACACCCUUUUAAAAGGGGGGUCACAUAUUAACAUUGGUGAAGAGUUAGCUACAUUACCGAGAACUAAGGUUAGCAAAGAGCUAGCUAACAUUAACGGCAAGCUAGCUAGCAUACUAGCAUUAGCAGUGAGCUAGCUAAGAUUAGCGGUCAGCUAGCUAACAUUAGUGGUGAGCUAGCUAACAUACUAACAUUAGCAAUGAGCUAGCUAAGAUUAGCAGUCAGCUAGCUAACAUUAGUGGUGAGCUAGCUAACAUACUAACAUUAGCAGUUAGCUAUCUAACAAUAACGGCAAGCUAAUUAACAUAUUGACAUUAGCAGCAAGCCAGCUAAUAUUAGUGGCGAGCUAGCUAACAUUAGCAGUGAGCUAGCGAACAUACUAAUAUUAGCAGAAAGCUAGGUAACAUUAGCAGCGAGCUAGCUAACAUACUAACGUUAGCGGUGAGCGUUCUUUCAUUAUUCUUUGGGGUUCCUAUGGUUUAACAUAAUGCAACUUACAUAUCUUUUGUUGGCUCUGUUCUGCUUCAUAAUGGAACAAAAAAAAACAAAACAAAUGGGAAACAUUAAGUUUGGAUUUCCAAUACAAUAAAUUGUUUUCUACCAAAGAAAUGAUGACUUAAUUUUUGGGUCUUGAGUUAUAUUAUAUUAUAUUAUAUUAAGUUAUAUUUAUUGAGGUCCUAAAAAGUCUUAAAAAGCAUUAAAUUGAACUUUAAAUACUGUGCAAGAACCCUGUAGAGGGCAUUUUUUUUCCUAACAAAGGUACGUUUUAAGUUCAUUUACUCCCUGUGUCACAAUAUAUGUGCGUUUUUUGUGCAAACACAAUGAACAAUAUCCCGAUUAUUGAAAUGAUUGAGGUUGUGUCCAUUUAUUGAAAGAAAAGUCUAUAAUGUAAUUAAUGUGACAGCCAGGCCUAAUUAGAAUAGUAGUUUCUUUUUCUUUUUUCUUUUUUUUUU